Messenger RNA from Punica granatum (pomegranate), 1712 nucleotides. The record is from RefSeq and is a predicted model, not a curated record. NCBI's taxonomy places the organism in Eukaryota, Viridiplantae, Streptophyta, Magnoliopsida, Myrtales, Lythraceae.
AAGGUUAGUUAUGGGUUAGAAUGGAUCGUGCGAGAGUAGUGGAGGAGAGGGAGAGAGACGGAGGAGCGAGUCCGGUGGCCAUAUUUUCGGUGGGUUGAACGACCGAUUCCGGCGUGGUCGGAGCUCCCUCUCUCUCUCUCUCUACUGCAUAUAAUUUGAGCCUUCCCCUCCGUUCUUUCUCCCCUCUAUUUCCCUUGUACCUCUUCAAUUAUUAAUCGCUGAUCUUCUUCUUUGCCGCCAGCCCACGAUUCAGAGUCAACCGGCGAUGGAAACUUUCCUAUUCACCUCGGAAUCCGUCAAUGAGGGUCACCCGGACAAAAUCUGUGACCAGGUGUCUGAUGCAAUCCUCGAUGCCUGCCUCGAGCAGGACCCCGAGAGCAAGGUCGCGUGUGAGACCUGCACCAAGACCAACAUGGUCAUGGUCUUCGGGGAGAUCACCACCAAGGCCAAGGUGGACUACGAAAAGAUUGUCCGAGACACUUGCAGAGGGAUCGGGUUUGUGUCGGCUGAUGUAGGGCUCGAUGCUGACAAGUGCAAGGUGCUUGUCAAUAUCGAACAGCAGAGUCCAGAUAUUGCCCAGGGGGUCCAUGGCCACCUCACCAAGAAACCCGAGGAGAUAGGGGCCGGAGAUCAGGGCCACAUGUUUGGGUACGCUACCGAUGAGACCCCUGAGCUCAUGCCCCUGACACAUGUCCUGGCAACGAAGCUGGGGGCGAGACUGACAGAAGUAAGGAAGAACAAGACUUGUCCAUGGCUCCGGCCCGAUGGUAAGACUCAGGUGACGGUAGAGUACCGGAAUGAUGGUGGAGCCAUGGUCCCCCUGCGGGUCCACACUGUUUUGAUCUCAACCCAGCAUGAUGAGGGUGUUACGAACGACAAGAUUGCAGAGGACCUUAAGGAGCAUGUGAUUAAGCCGGUCAUCCCGGAACAAUACCUGGACCCAAACACAAUAUUCCACCUGAACCCAUCGGGGCGGUUUGUGAUCGGUGGGCCCCAUGGGGAUGCAGGCCUUACGGGGAGGAAGAUCAUCAUAGACACCUAUGGUGGAUGGGGAGCCCAUGGUGGUGGGGCCUUCUCGGGAAAGGACCCCACUAAGGUGGACAGGAGCGGGGCCUAUAUCGCGAGGCAGGCUGCUAAGAGUGUUGUGGCCUCUGGCCUUGCACGAAGGUGCAUUGUUCAGGUCUCCUACGCAAUCGGAGUUCCAGAGCCGCUGUCUGUGUUUGUGGACACUUACAAGACCGGGAAGAUUCCUGACAAAGACAUCCUUGCAUUGAUCAAGGAGAACUUUGACUUCAGGCCGGGGAUGAUCUCGAUCAACCUCGACUUGAUGAGGGGUGGCAACUUCAGGUACCAGAAGACUGCCGCUUAUGGGCACUUUGGUCGGGAUGACCCCGACUUCACCUGGGAGACUGUGAAGCUCCUCAAGCCCAAGGCAUAGGGCCCGCCCUGCCUGCCUGCUUACUGCUGCUCCAUGAUGAUUUGAAAUGCAUUGUUGCUGUGUUUUGUUCGAUCAACUUUGAUUUUCCUCGUGAUUUCAUUCUGCUUUGAGGGGGAGUUGACACCUUUAAUAUGAAUGUUCUGUCCGACGAUUGAGACUGUGUUGUAUAGAGGGGUCAUAUGAGAUGAUAGAAAGUACCAGAGGAUGUGAUCGAUAUUCUUUGAAUUUGUUCUAUUCUUUUCGUUAUAUAUUUCGUGGGACUUUCAGUUUUCAU